GAUCAGCUGAUACACCAUCUUUCAGUGGACCUCUCGUCAGAAAGAAACCUUUCACAUCUUUACAUCUAUAUCAAAGGGAAGGAGGCAUCAUAUAUAUAUACAUUUAUAUAUUUAUAUAUAUAUAUUUAUAUAUAUAUAUGUAUACAUAUACACAUAUAUACAUAUAUAUCGCAAUGUGAGUCCAAUGUCGGAAGGACAAUCGGAAACGAGGACGAAGGGAACAAAGCAGACAUGAAGGAAUAACCAGUGUCUUCAGUGGAACCAGUUAAGAGAAUAACGCUAAUUGUGUGUGCUUGUCAUCGGUCAGAAGCUAACACUCUUCUACUAACACAAAGAAAGACUUUGACACAAUUACAAGCAGAAAGUAAGCAGGGCGAGAAAACACACACAUCGAGCCUCAAUGUAGGCAAGAUGGCGGUCUCCGUCAAUGUAAACAAAAAGAUUUAGCCGUCAGGAAGGUUAGCUCUGUUGCUAAGCGUUGCGAGAGUGUAUGUUUGUCAAGUAGACAAAAACUAAAUUAAAAUGUAGUUGUAUGAGUAUGGUUGGCAUUUCAAUGUGUACAAUAUUUGUGUUAAAAUGAAGCAUCGUUUGACUGUUCAAGUCACAUUUUCAUAAUAGUAAUAUUACAUGUAUUAUUAUGUAUGAUUUACUCCAAUAAAUAACGGUCGGGGAAGAAGCAUUUAGAGAUUAGGGUCAGCAUGUGAUAAUGGGAAUCGUCUUCAUUCAUGACCUAAUAUCACCCAUUAUUUUUAUUACUGAUGCUACCUGGUAAAUUGAUGCCACCCACUGCACAAGAUGUAUUUUUGAAAUACACAAUUUUUAAUACUAAGCAUAUAUUUGCUGGUUCCCAAUUUGGACUAUCAAGCCUCCCCCGCCCACCUCCCAAAGUUUUGGAUUCUCUGGGAUCUUUGAGGUUAUCUGAAGGAACUGAAGUCUUCUGGACCCCUGAAGAACCCAGACCUGGAUGUCAUGGAACUGAUGUUUGCUGAGUGGGAGGAUGGAGAGAGGUUCUCGUUUGAAGACUCUGACCGCUUUGAAGAAGACUCUCUGUGCUCCUUCAUUUCAGAGGCUGAGAGCCUCUGUCAGAAUUGGAGGGGAUGGAGGAAGCAAUCUGCCGGACCCGCGUCUCCUAUCGUCAAGACUAAAGAUGGUCAAGUGAUUCCAUUGGUGGAGUUGUCAGCGAAACAAGUAGCCUUUCACAUCCCAUUUGAGGUAGUGGAGAAAGUGUACCCUCCUGUGCCAGAACAACUCCAGCUUCGAAUUGCAUACUGGAGCUUUCCUGAAAAUGAGGAAGACAUCAGGUUAUAUUCAUGCCUGGCCAAUGGGAGCCCAGAAGAGUUUCAACGUGGCGAGCAAUUGUACCGAAUCAGAGCUGUCAAAGACCCUCUGCAAAUUGGUUUUCAUCUCAGUGCUACAGUUGUGCCCAGUCAGUCCGGACAGUCGAAAGGAGCCUACAAUGUGGCAGUCAUGUUUGAUCGCUGCCGCAUCACCUCCUGCAGUUGUACAUGUGGUGCUGGGGCCAAAUGGUGUGCUCAUGUGGUGGCCCUUUGUCUCUUCAGGAUCCACAAUGCCGCAGCUGUCUGCUUGCGGGCUCCAGUCUCGGAGUCUUUGUCCAGGCUUCAGAGAGAUCAGCUCCAAAAAUUUGCCCAAUAUCUCAUCAGUGAGCUUCCUCAGCAGAUUCUACCCACAGCCCAACGACUACUUGAUGAGCUGUUAUCUUCUCAGUCUACUGCAAUCAACACUUUAUGUGGAGCUCCAGACCCAACAGCUGGACCCUCAGCCUCCGAUCAGAGCACCUGGUAUUUGGAUGAGUCAACCCUCAGUGACAACAUCAAGAAGACACUGCACAAGUUCUGUGGGCCCUCACCUGUUGUCUUCAGUGAUGUCAAUUCCAUGUAUCUGUCGUCCACUGAGCCACCGGCCGCUGCCGAGUGGGCGUGUCUGCUCAGACCUUUGAGAGGACGGGAGCCGGAAGGCAUCUGGAACCUUUUAUCGAUCGUCAGGGAAAUGUUCAAAAGACGAGACAGCAAUGCUGCUCCACUGCUGGAGAUCCUCACUGAGCAGUGCCUGACGUAUGAACAGAUCAUCAGCUGGUGGUAUAGUGUUCGAACUUCAGCGUCCCACAGUAGUGCCAGUGGACACACCGGACGGAGCAACGGCCAGUCGGAGGUGGCAGCUCAUGCCUGUGCUAGCAUGUGUGAUGAAAUGGUGAUGUUAUGGAAGCUGGCAGUGCUCGACCCCACUGUGAGCCCUUGCAGGCGUCUGGAACUGGCAAGUCAGUUGAAGCAGUGGCACCUUAAAGUUAUCGAGAUAGUGAAGCGCGGGCAACAUCGCAAGUCCUUGGACAAGCUUUUCCUGGGCUUUAAACCCGCCGUAGAGUCCUGUUAUUUCAACUGGCAGGUGGCCUACCCCCUGGAAGGCAUUACAUUCUGCAGUACAGAUAAAAAGACUGCCACUUUUUGCUGGCCUAGGGGAAUGCAGCACCCGAGAGCAGUAAGAACUUCAUUGGGAGGUGUCGGAGACACAUCUGAACCAAGAGGAGCAGAUUUUAAAGGAAGAGAAAGUGGUCAUUCACCUCAGGAAGAAGUCGUAGUGCGACCAAAAGAGACCAUGCUAACCAAAAAGAAGGCCUUUUCAAUGAAUGGUGGAGGAAGUAUGUUGGUUCGUCUGGGAGGGAGCGUGUCACUGUCCCUAGAAGAUGCAGGGGUGAAGUGUUUCUACAAAGGACAAGGUACUUCUUCUGGGGGAAAGUUAAAAUUAAUACAAGGCUGUGGGAAAGGGGGGAUAUUAGGCGGAUGUGGUGGGACCGGACCUGCUAAAAAUGUCAAUGCCAAGCGGAGAACCAGCAGUGAGGAUAGUUCUCUGGAGCCAGACCUCGCUGAACUCAGCCUUGAUGAUGGCUAUAGUCUGGCUUUGGGGGCUGAGGCAAGCAACACAUUAGAAUGCCCCCCCCCAGGACCAGAGAUCUUUUCGCCCCGAAGUCCGCUUCUCCAAGAAUUCUGCAAUAACAGCAACUGUGGUCGGAGCAUGGUAUUGGAAAUGAAGCGUAGUAGCCAAACCUCAGAUGCCUGUCAUGCUGCAGCGCCUGUGACAUCCACUGUACAUUUCACAGAGACCCAAGUGGUGGUAGUUGAUGUUCCUGGUAGACUAGGAGACCCCCAAGAACAGAAGGUGGAGGUGUCAGUCAAGGACAAGGAUGUGAAUUUAGACAAUAGCAACCAGUCGAAUCCUUCCUUUUCUACUAAAGCACCCCAAAGCCAUCUGGAGAAAGAAUGUGACGGAAAAGCAGCAGAUGACGCCGCACAGGUUGCGUGCACAUUAUCUCACCAAGAAGCAGAUGCGCUUGGAGUCAUUGGGUGUGAUGACGACUAUCAGGCCUACUACAUAAGCCCUGCUUCAGAGGAGGGGGGAGAUCGACAGCUGGUUGACAACCAACAAGAGGAGGAGCCAGACAUCUUUGCAGGGAUCAAACCGCUGGAGCAGGAGGGACGUAUGGAUGUGCUGUUUGCAUGUGCUGAGGCCCUCCAUGCUCAUGGAUACAAUAACGAGUCAUGUCGACUGGCUGUGGAUUUAGCUAAUGAGCUUCUAGCUAACCCUCCAGACCUGAAAGUGGAACAGCCACAGACGAAGGGUAAGAAGAGCAAAGUGUCAACAGGUCGUCAGACGCAGGUAGCCACCAACACACUGUCGAAAACAGCCUUCCUCCUCACUGUACUCGGUGAACGACUGGAGCUCCACAAUCUUGCCUUCAGCACUGGCAUGUUCUCCCUGGAACUCCAGAGACCACCAGCGUCCACCAAAGCUUUAGAGGUGAAGCUGGCUUACCAAGAGUCUGAGAUUGUAGCUCUUUUGAAGAAACUUCCUCUGGGCCUUGUGGAAAUGUCAGUUAUCCGAGAGCGAGCUGAGCAGCUCAGGGAUGGAAAUUUCUGUGGUUACAGACCUGUGCUUCCUCUCAUGUUGGCCAGCUUUAUUUUUGAUGUCCUCUGUUCCCCAGUUUGUGCAGUUGUGUCGCCAACUGGCUCCCGCCCACCGAGCCGGAAUCACAACAGUGAAAUGCCUGGAGAUGAAGAGCUUGGCUUUGGAGCUGCAGUUGCUGCACUUGGGAUGAAGACUACAGUCAGUGAAGCAGAACAUCCUUUGCUUUGUGAAGGAACAAGAAGGGUGAAGGGAGAGCUUGCUCUUGCUCUCAUGAUCACAUACAAAGAUGACCAGAGCAAGCUAAAAAAGAUACUUGAUAAAUUGUUGGACAGGGAGAGUCAAACCCACAAACCUCAGACGCUGAGCUCCUUCUACUCCAGCAAGCCUGCAGCUGGAAGCCAACGUAGCCCUUCUAAACACGGCCCCUCCUCUUCUACUGCAACCACUAUGGUGGCUGCUUCUUCUAGCACCUCCUCUGCUGUGGCACUGGCCUGUGAAGACCUGGAUGACUCCAAAUCCGUGCAGAACAGCACAGCGGGCCAAAGCACGUCUGAGUGUGUCUCAGAAGGCAAUCCAAGUGAGCAUCAAAACGAUGAAGGCCCAUUUAAACUUGACACCACAGUGCCGAGCCGAUUGGCGCUGGGAGCACGCUGUGGAUAUAGCCAACGCUGCUGGGGCUCUCCUGUUCGACAGAAGAAGAAACACACUGGCAUGGCGAGUAUUGACAGCAGUGCUCCAGAGACAACGUCAGACAGUUCUCCUACUCUCAGCCGGCGGCCAUUACGAGGUGGCUGGGCAGCAACAUCCUGGGGGCGGGGUCAAGAUAGUGACAGCAUCAGUAGUUCAUCGUCUGAUUCACUGGGAUCCUCCUCUUCCAGUGGAUCUCACCGGGUAGGAGGAGGUGCCAGGGCCAAGAGUACGGACACCAGCAGGUAUAAGGGGCGUCGUCCAGAAUGCCACGUGCCCCAUGUGCCCAACCAACCCUCAGAAGCCGCGGCUCACUUUUACUUUGAGUUAGCCAAGACUGUGUUAAUCAAAGCUGGAGGAAACUCCUCUACCUCCAUUUUCACCCAGCCUUCGGCUAGUGGGGGUCACCAAGGACCCCACAGAAACCUGCAUCUAUGUGCCUUUGAAAUUGGCCUCUAUGCCCUUGGACUCCACAACUUUGUCUCUCCCAACUGGCUGUCCAGAACAUACUCAUCCCAUGUCUCUUGGAUUACUGGUCAAGCUAUGGAAAUUGGCAGUGCUGCCCUCAACAUUUUGGUGGAGUGUUGGGAUGGUCACCUAACACCUCCAGAAGUAGCAUCGUUGGCCGAUCGCGCGUCACGGGCCAGGGAUCCCAACAUGGUCCGUGCUGCUGCAGAAUUGGCUCUGAGCUGCCUGCCUCAUGCACAUGCUCUCAAUCCAAAUGAAAUCCAGAGAGCCUUGGUGCAGUGUAAAGAACAGGACAACACGAUGCUGGAAAAGGCGUGUAUGGCAGUGGAGGAAGCAGCUAAAGGUGGAGGUGUGUACCCUGAGGUCUUGUUUGAGGUUGCUCAUCAGUGGUACUGGUUGUAUGAGCAAUCCUUUGUGGGAGCCUUGAACCAGCAAAGAGAGACUCCUGAGCGCUGUGGAGCCAAUGGAGGUGUUCACAGGAGGCCUGUAGAGUCCAGCUGUGGCGUCUUUGACGGUGUACCUAAUGUGGAGUCAACCGGGGUAGCAGUCACAGGCUCCGUCACAGCAGCGGCGGUUGUACCUGUAAUCUCUGUGGGCUCCACUUUAUACCAGCCCCAGGCUAUGGCCCAUGCCCACAGCCUUCACCCGUAUGCAACCAUCCAAGCCCAUGUACCCACUGUUUGCACCCCGCAAUAUCUGGGACACCCUCUGCAGCACGCACCCAGACCCACUGUCUUUCCUAUAACCGGAGCUGCAUACCCACAGGGCAUGCACCCAGCCUUCAUUGGUGCACAGUUCCCAUUUUCAGUGGCCACGGGUCCCCAGCCUUCCAUAGCAGCCACUGCUGUGACCUUCCCUGCCAUCCCUGUACCAGCCAUGACGCAGAUUUCCUAUCCCUACCACCCUGAGACCAGUCUACCAAUCAGCACCACUGUCGCAGGUCAGAACUGUCUGUCUGCUUUGUUUAAUCCAACUCCUGUGUUAACAACUAAAUACAUCUGUCAAAUAUUUGUAGUUGGCAGUAUCCAUGCUGGUUCCACCAUCCAGGCCAUUCAGGGAUCCUCUUUAACCUGCCUUUCCUCCCAGCCCAGUCCACUAAUCAGCACUCCUUUCCCAGUAGAGGAGGAGCCACACAGCCAGCCAAUCAGUCAACAGGGUCUGCACUAUCUCCAUUCUGCCUAUAGAGUUGGUAUGCUAGCGUUGGAGAUGCUGGGAAGGAGAGCUCACAAUGAUCACCCUAACAACUUUUCCCGAAGCCCACCCUACACCGAAGACGUGAAAUGGUUACUGGGGCUCGCUGCGAGGCUUGGAGUCAACUACGUGUACCAAUUCUGCGUGGGAGCAGCUAAAGGUGUCCUGAGCCCAUUUGUCCUACAGGAGAUCAUCGUGGAGGCUCUUCAGAGGCUCAAUCCUGCUCACUUCCACGCCCACCUCAGAACACCUGCCUUCCACCAGCUGGUUCAGCGCUGUCAACAGUCCUACCUACAGUACAUCCAUCACAGGCUCAUCCACUUAACACCUGCGGACUAUGAUGACUUUGUCAACAUCAUCCGCAGCGCCAGAGGUGCUUUCUGCCUCACGCCGGUGGGCGUUAUGCAGUUUAACGAUGUGCUUCAGAACCUGAAGAGAGGCAAACAGACUAAGGAGCUAUGGCAGCGUAUUUCUCUGGAGAUGGCCACCUUCUCUCCUUGAACAUUUGGAACUCAGAGGAAUCCAUCCAAACACAUUCCCACACAUCCUUCUCUCCCACCCGGCGAUGUGAACUCUGCAAACACAGCACACAUGUGCAUCAGUUCCAGCAAGAAUUUUUCUUGUCCUAGUCCUCCGGGCCCUCAUCUCACAUGGCCGUCAUUGUCGUCAGUCUUUAACUGUAAUUUUGUGUAAUUGUGACUUUUUUUUUCUUCUUUCUGUUCCUGAUAAAAAGAGCACAUUGAAUUUGGGGACUCUUGCUGUAAUUCCAAUGUAUUUUGUUUGGAAGAAAACCACUUUAUCUGUCACGUUUUGCAACUGUGUGACGAUAUCUUUCGGCAAGUUCUUAAGAAAAGAUGUAAAGAGAAAACAGAAGGUCGGUGAGUACAUGACAUAUUAUUGUUGUCAGCAUAGGUGAGGAUGUAGGACAAUAGAACGUGUGUAGAAUGCAAAAAGAAUGUUAUUAUCAUGGCGGUCUUGUUGUAUGGAUAAAUAUUUACAUUGAACUCAGCUUUGCAUUACCGUAAAGAGAGCCAGUUACCAACCACUAUAAGCAAGAUGACUUGUUUUCAGUAGGUUGUUGGCAUAUCCGUAGGUGUAUCUGUGAAGAUUAUGAUUAUUUCCUUGACACAUAUAAAUAUAUUAUGGUUUAGGAUAUUUUGUCCAAAAAUGUUGAAUAAAAAAAAACAGCAGACAAUAAUUGUUUUACUUUGUUAAGCCCAACUGUUUGCUUUUCGAAAAGGGUUUUCAAUAUUACUUUUUUUUAAAUCACAUAAUUCAUUAACUCUUAGGUGUCCAGGGUAAGAGUUCCACUAUUGUGUACUGUUAUUCACUUCACUUUUAUAUUUCACCUUAAAAAUAUUUUAGUUGGUUACUUUUUUCUAGUACUACCUUACACUUACUUUUUGGACAUAGUUUAUUAACAAAUUAGGCCUAAAAAUCAUCAAAGGGUGAUUUUUAUUUUUAUUUUUUUUUACAGUUAAGUACAUUUAUCUUAAGUAUAUUUAACUGUAAAACUAUAAAUGUUAAAGGGCUGUGUUUGACUAAAGCUUUUCAUUGUCAAAUCUGAUCUGUUGGAUUUUUGGGCUAAAUAAUUUUUGUAUGCUAGCAUAUAUGCUACAUGAAUGCUAUGCUAUGCGUGUAGCAAGAGCACGGCUAAUUGGGUUACCCACAAAUAAAGAGAUCUAAUUUGUGAAUUUCUACACCUUUGAAACGAUAGAAACACUCAGAUAAACAAAUAAUAGUCCAACUUGAGUAUCUAGAGUGGGCGUCAUUUUGAUAUUUUUAAUUUUCAAA
Messenger RNA from Entelurus aequoreus (snake pipefish), 8058 nucleotides. It is a transcript of the gene zswim8, whose product is annotated as zinc finger, SWIM-type containing 8. The transcript is spliced from 25 exons. Gene Ontology annotation, molecular function: zinc ion binding. Gene Ontology annotation, cellular component: Cul2-RING ubiquitin ligase complex. NCBI's taxonomy places the organism in Eukaryota, Metazoa, Chordata, Actinopteri, Syngnathiformes, Syngnathidae. The record is from RefSeq and is a predicted model, not a curated record. Bases 970 to 6765 code for a protein of 1931 amino acids.